Helianthus annuus (common sunflower) is the source of this 819-nucleotide messenger RNA. Its product is annotated as vacuolar iron transporter homolog 4. The record is from RefSeq and is a predicted model, not a curated record. Bases 86 to 715 code for a protein of 209 amino acids. Gene Ontology annotation, cellular component: membrane. NCBI's taxonomy places the organism in Eukaryota, Viridiplantae, Streptophyta, Magnoliopsida, Asterales, Asteraceae. Gene Ontology annotation, molecular function: iron ion transmembrane transporter activity; manganese ion transmembrane transporter activity. Gene Ontology annotation, biological process: intracellular manganese ion homeostasis. The transcript has a single exon.
UCUAGGGGGAACACUUUCCUCCACAAGCAAGUUUCAUAACUCACCUUCGUUCUUUGUUUGUAACACUAGUUUCCCUUUAACCAUCAUGGCGACUAAUCAAACUGUUUUUUCUUUAUCCAUUGCCGAAGAACAAUCUGAUCCAAGACAAUCCCGAUCGUCUCCAGAAGAGGACUUUGAUUAUUCACAAAGGGGACAAUGGCUCCGCGCAGCUGUGUUGGGAGCCAAUGAUGGCUUAGUUACCGUUGCAUCACUAAUGAUGGGUGUUGGAGCUGUGAAACAAGAUGCAAAAGACAUGAUUCUUUCAGGAUUUGCCUGUCUAGUUGCGGGUGCAUGCAGUAUGGCAAUAGGAGAAUUUGUUUCAGUGUACACUCAACUAGACAUAGAAGUAGCCCAAAUGAAGAGAGAGAAUAAUCAAGAAGAAAAAGAGAGAGAGCAGCUGCCCAAUCCUAUGCAAGCAGCUUUAGCAUCGGCUCUAGCAUUUUCCCUAGGCGCAAUUGUUCCUUUACUUGCUGCCUCCUUCAUAGAAGAUCAUAAGGUGAGGAUGGGAGUGGUGGUAGCAGCGGUGAGCUUGGCGCUAGUGAUUUUUGGAUGGAUUGGGUCUGCUCUUGGAGGCACCCCUGUGGUGAUGUCUUGUGUUAGGGGUCUGUUGGGAGGGUUGAUGGCUAUGGCCAUCACUUUUGGACUUACCAAGCUUAUUGGCACUUAUGGACUUUAACUUGUCCUAAUUUACUGGAUUAUGUAAUAUAAUGUGUCAUCUUUCUGUGUCAAAAAUGUACAAUAAGCAGUUAUGCAAUAAAAGUGAUUUCCUUAAAUUUGCAA